Messenger RNA from Gossypium raimondii (Peruvian cotton), 1423 nucleotides. RefSeq lists its product as hypothetical. Bases 89 to 1090 code for a protein of 333 amino acids. The transcript is spliced from 6 exons. The record is from RefSeq and is a predicted model, not a curated record. Lineage: Eukaryota; Viridiplantae; Streptophyta; Magnoliopsida; Malvales; Malvaceae. Gene Ontology annotation, cellular component: plastid-encoded plastid RNA polymerase complex.
AAUGAGUUAUUCAAAAUGAAAAAAAGAGGAGAUUUUUAAGAUAGUUGUUGUUCCAAAAAUCUAAUCCAAACUCGGAACUCUGUUCACCAUGGUCACCACUACCACCGCCACCCUCUUCCUCUCCCCACCACUUUUCACUGCAAAAUACUCCUCCUCCUCCCUCCGCAUCAACCACUCCCUCCUUCCCUUCCCUUCUCUCAAACCAAAACCCCUCCACUCCCCCUCAACUCCAACCCUUAAACCCUCGUUCCUCGUCCGAGUCGACGACGGCGACGCCGAUGCCGGAGGACCCGAUGGCUACGACAUGGACGAAGAAGAAGUCGAAGAGCUGGACAACAAGAAAGACUUCGAUGUUGAAUACGACCCUUUAGCUGCCGCCUCUGCUGCCACCGCUUCUUCUGCUACUAUUGACGUCGACAUUCAAAUUACUGAAAGCAAGAGCUUUGUGUCGACUCAAGGGUGGGACUCGGAUAUGGUGGUAGACUAUAGGAUAAAUGAGGAGGAGUUUCAUAAGAUUAGCUUGAUGGAUUGCGAUUUUUUUAUUCGGAAACCACCUGACCCGGAUAAUGAUGUUUAUGAUUUCAGGGAGAUGUAUGUCUCUCCACCGGAUACGGACGUGUAUUCUAUUCCAAAAGUUUUGGCUCCAAUGCCUCAAAAGUACAUCCGCUGUGCAAUGAGUGAUUAUGGCUGCUACAAUGUUACAGAGCCACCAAUUGAUGCACCUCGAGAUCCACUUUAUAAAACGGAGCGAGAGGUCAUGAAGGUUUUCUUAACAAAACAUUAUAGGAACAGGAGAUUAGGUGACCCCGAAUUUGUGCUAGACUUUGAGGAGAUAUAUGUGAUUGAUUCAAAGACCAAGUCAAUUACCAGAGCAAAGGUUUUGGUCACUGUUCCAGGAGGAAGAAACCGGGAUAGAAAGAAUGACCUACUUGUUAUACGUGAUAACGGAAACUCCUUCAAAAUAAUUCAUUCGAGUGAAAGAGAUGAUCCUACAACUGUAAUCGAAAGGGAAGAAUGGGACAAAACCAGACAAGACAUGGAAAGACAUCUCAGGAAGCUACGAGAUUUCAGCAUUUCGAAUUGGUUCUAAUCGAACAUCGAGGUUGUUUCAUGAAGAUUGCCUGGAUUUAUCAGCACGGUGAGAAAAUGAAGGAUGAACUUGUAAAAUCAAAACUUGAGACUUAGGAUUAGGAAAUUCACUUUCUUCACCAAUGGUUCCUAGCUGAAGCUGAAAAUGGUUGAUGUUGUUGGCAUUAGCCAGGCACUUGGCGUGUUCAAUUUUGUUGUAUGUUGUUAGAACUUGUAAUUUAAUCUUUUCUUCUCUUGUAUAAUCGGUCUCUUUUACUUUGAAAAUUCUUACACUAGGCCCAUUUAAUAACAUGUUCUCUGUUAGGAAGGGCUCGCCUCUUUUGGUCCAACCGUA